GUUGGUUUCUUUCAGUCUGAACACAGAAGAAACGCUCACCGGCCACCAUGGAUGACGACUUUGACCAGCGCAUGGAAUUGAGGAGGCAGAGGCGUGAGCAGAUGCGUCUAGAGGCAGAGAAGUGAGGAACCUGUCUGUCUAAUACACACACACACACACACACACACACACACACACACACACACACACACACACACCUCCUGCUUAGUUCAGUGAGGCCAUGGUCAUUCUGUACAUUCUUCAGAUGUGUGUGUGAUAAUAUUCAGGUAGGAUGGAUGUAUGCAUACUUGUUACUAUGCCAUAAGGUAAAUCAAUCAUUAUUCAAUCAAUCAUCCUUUUUUACAUCAGCUGUUGUCACAAAGUGCUUUACAGUAACCCAACCUAGAACCCCACAAAGCAAGCUGAAGCAGAAUAGAUGUGUUCCAGUGGAUAUAACAUGGAUGAUCUGAUAUGGAUUUUCAGUACUGGUACCCCGUGUAUAUAGCCAAGUUAUCUUUACUCAUUGUGUAUUUAUUCCUCCUGUUAUUAUCUUUCUAUUAUUUUUCUAUUUUUCUAUUUUUAUUGUUGGCAAAGGCCCAUAAGUAAGCAUUUCACUGUUAGUCUACACCUGUUGUUUUACGAAGCAUGUGACAAAUGAAAUGAUCUAAUAUGGUGGAUGAGUGGAUGAGCUUUAAGCCCAACUGUGUGCUCUCCUCCAGUUAAGCCCAUUGCCUCCUCUGAACCCAGUAAGAGUUCUCUGAUCUCUAUGCCAAACUCAUCCUUCUCACUGGGCAUUUUACUGGUAAACCUCAGUCAGGAUUUAUUGUAUCUAUUGUCAUGCAGGUACACUUGUAUGCACACAGAGGAUAACGUGAGAACUCAUUCCAGACAGCUUUGGGCCCGUCUCCCAUCCCCUGAAUCACAGGCUGGUUAGUUUCAGUGGUGUCCAAUUCUAAUCGAAACCUGACUGUUUGACUGACUGAUUUACUGCAAACAAACAAACUCUAUAGAUGUUCUAUUUUGGCAGUGGAUUUGUUUUUGGCUCCUAGAGGCUUCCAUUCUUCAGAUUGUAGGGUUUCCCGUCUCUCCUUGCUUGCUAUAGGGUACUGUUGUUUGUUUUGUAUGAGCAACCAUCACUCUACAUCAGCUUCUAAGUCAUUCUAACUUGAACAGAUGCAGGCUUGCCUAGAUGUCCAUUUUGUUGCCAUUGGCAGGCAAGCCAUCGAUUCUGCUUAUGAUUAAACCGUACAUAUUCCGUUACACUUUCCACUGUUUAGGAAAUCUGGUUUUACUGUGAAUAUUUACGUUUGCUAUAAUCUAACAUUCAGAAACAUAAGUGGUUUUGUCAUGCUCAUGAAUGCAGUAUUAUGGUUAUAGAGAAUACAUUAACAGCAUUAGAGGUUUGUUGGAAUGAGACUGGCGAGGCCUUGGUAUGCAGAGUGUUUACAUUAUGCAGAGUCAUGAGACACUUUCCCUUUCUCCUGUACCUCCCAUAGUCCAGCAGCCAUAUAUGGGCUUGUAGGCAGAUAAUGGCCAGUUGUGCUUGUACAAUUUGAGUGUGUGUACUGUGUGUGUGUGCAUGUUUGUGUGUUGAUGUGUUUGUACACUCUUAGAAUAAAAGGUGCUAUCUAGGAUCUAAAAGGGUUCUUCGGCUGUCCCCAUACGAGAACCCUUUGAAGAACCCCUUUUGGUUCCAGGUAGAACCCAUUUCAGUUCCAUGUAGAACCCUUUACACAGAGGGUUCAACAUGGAACCCAAAAUAGUUCUACCUGGAACAAAAGGGUUCUAACUGGAACCAAAAAGGGUUCUCCUAUGGAGACAGCCAAUGAACCCUUUCUGGAAUCCUUUUUUUCUAAGAGUACAUCCAAACAUGUGUGUGAGUGUAUGUGUGAAAGCACAGUAUAUGUACUGUAAGUGUGUCUGUCUUUGUCUGAUCUAUGUGUUGGCCCAGCAGGCCCUGUGCAGUAGACAGACACAGAUAGAAGACUUGGAUGAUGUAGCAGCAGGCUGAAGUGAUGACUGCUUGAUGAGCUCUAUUGCUUUGCUCAUUCGUUAGUGAACGGAUUGGCUGGGCUGUUUGGAGAGCUCGGGCCUCCGUCUGUGUGUGUGCGUCUGCAGUCUAGCUCUGCUCCCUGUCAGAGCUCACUCCUGUGGGUCUGGGAUGUAGCUGCUCAGCUCCUCUCCUGCUGACUGGACAGGACAAUACUGACAGUGACCAGAUGAUACCCAGCUCACCUCAAUACUUUUCUUAUAUUGAAGCUGAUUGUAAUGUCCUAGGUACAACAGUGCAUAUUGGCGUAGUCUGCUGGAUUGUUAGCUUCUUUCCUGUAUUGUCGUGCACAGGUCAUCAAACUGAUUGGUUAACUUAAGGCUCUAAAGUCAGAUAUUAGGCUUCCCUGGCAAAUGCUACUAUGUUUGUUGUUCAGUUAGUUCAAGAUGAUGACCGCAUGUAGGGUAGAUUCUUUGGCCCAAAUGCAUUUUUAAUACUACAAAAUGCACAAUCUCUUUAGCUCUGUUGCCUCUGUUACCAGGGGAACGAAGUUCAACAGACAGAAAGGGGAUGGUGGAAAAAUCUGCCACUCAAGCCAAAGUAUGCUGUAGAAAAAGGGGGAUGAGUUAGAGAUCUAGGGGAUAAGUUUACUGUUAGCAGACAUUGCCCAGGUGUGUGUGUGUGUGUGUGUGUGUGUGUGUGUGUGUGUGUGUGUGUGUGUGUGUGUGUGUGUGUGUGUGUGUGUGUGUGUGUGUGUGUGUGUGUGUGUGUGUGUGUGUGGAAUUGAAGGGCGAGUACAAUCGUUCCCAGACAAAGUCACGAAUUACUGCAAUGCAUCAUCUAAACUGCCAAUGUGACCACGCCUAAAUGUCAGUUUGGGUCUAGAGGCUUUCGUCCAGCGAAGAGGAAUGGUAAUAUUGCUCAGCAGGAAGCACCGCCAGUGUGUGUGUGUGUGUGUGAGAGAGAGAGAAGGAGAGAGAGAGAAAGGGAGAGAGAGAGAGAGAAUAGAAAGGGUGCAGAGAAAGAGAGCGAUUCAGUAGUUUAGCUGUGAGUUUGGCCAUUAUAAUGCAGAAGUGUUCUGCAAUCGCAGAGUGUGAAAACGUCAGCAGUGCUGCACGUGUGCUGGACUGAUCAAACUGAAAAGUUAAUUGGAAUUUAUGUCUUCAAACUUGGUUUAAAACAUGUCCAGAACAGAGCAAGUAUUCCCAAUUGGAGUAUCAAUCUAAAAGUGUCACAUCUCCAUCACCAGUCAAAUAGAAUAGGCUGUUUUCCUAUUUUGUCAAUGACAGCAUCUGUAUUGUUGGAUACAGGAGGGCACUCUCUGUCUUAUGAAGGAGAUAGCGAUCAGUGCAUUGUUUGUUUGCGCAUUUGCCUAUUACAUGUACUGUAUGUACAGUAUUAUCAGAAGUCCCAUCAGCCCCUGCUCUGGCUGUGGUCUGAAGGGCGGGCCUGCAGUUUUCUCACAGUCCGGCUCCUGCCCUGCAUUUCCUGUGCAGCCUUACACACACAGAGCCUCGCUGCAGCACGGCCUGGACCCGAGGAAACGUUGUAGACGCUGGAAUGUUUUGACUGCUGUUUUUAUUUCAGAGCUGACAACUUGAGUCUCUUUCUCUCUCUCUCUCCCCCCCCCCAAUUGUUAUAAUCUGUAACAUAUCAACAUGAGUAUGUACAGUAUGAUGGUAUUCUUGAAGAUAAAUACUCAUGGUUCUCUCAUCUCUGAGUGACCUUUGUCAUUCAGAAAACCUGCGCACUUCCUCUCCUCCACAACAUCUGUAAAUCAUUGAGUGUGUGUGUAUACACACUACAUGCCCAAAAGUAUGUGGACACCUGCUCGUCGAACAUCUCAUUCCAAAAUCAUGGGCAUUAAUAUGGAGUUGGUCCCCCCUUUGCUGCUAUAACAGCCUCCACUCUUCUGGGAAGGCUUUCCACUAGAUGUUGGAACGUUGCUGCGGGGACUUGCUUCCAUUCAGCCACAAGAGCAUUAGUGAGGUCGGGCACUGAUGUUGGGCAAUUAGGCCUGGCUCACGGUCGGCGUUCCAAUUCAUCCCAAAGGUGUUCGAUGGGGUUGAGGUCAGGGCUCUGUGCAGACCAGUCAAGUUCUUCCACACUGAUCUCGACAAACCAUUUCUGUAUGGACCUAACUUUGUGCACGGGGGCAUUGUCAUGCUGAAACAGGAAAGGGCCUUCCCCAAGCUGUUGCCACAAAGUUGGAAGCACAGAAUCGUCUAGAAUGUCAUUGUAUGGUGUAGAGUUAAGAUUUCCCUUCACUGGAACGAAGGGGCCUAGCCCGAACCAUGAAAAACAGCCCCAGACCAUUAUUGCUCCUCCACCCAAAUGUACAGUUGGCAUUAUGCAUUGGGGCAGGUAGUGUUUUCCUGGCAUCCGCCAAACCCAGAUGCGUCUGUCGGACUGCCAGAUGGUGAAGCGUGAUUCAUCACUCCUGAGAAUGCGUUUCCACUGCUCCAGAGUCCAAUACACCACUCCAGCCGACGCUUGGCAUUGCACAUGGUGAUCUUAAGCUUGUGUACGGCUGCUCGGCCAUGGAAACCCAUUUCAUGAAGCUCCCGACGAACAGUUCUUGUGCUGAAGUUGCUUCCAGAGUCAGUUUGGAACUCGGUAGUGAGGAUUUUUACGAGCUACGUGCUUCAGCACUCGGCGAUCCUGUUCUGUGAGCUUUUGUGGCCUACCACUUCGCGGCUGAGCCGUUGUUGCUCCUAGACAUUUCCACUUCACAAUAAGAACACUUACAGUUGACCGGGGCAGCUCUAGCAGGGCAGAAAUUUGACGAAUUGACUUGUUGGAAAGGUGGCAUCCUAUGACGGUGCCACGUUGAAAGUCACUGAGCUCUUCAGUAAGGCCAUUCUACUGCCAAUGUUUGUCUAUGGCGAUUGCAUGGCUGUGUGCUCGAUUUUAUACACCUGUUAGCAACGGGUGUGGCUGAAAUAGCCGAAUCCACUAAUUUGAAGGGGUGUCCACAUACUUUUGGUGAAGUAGUGUAUAUAUACACUGAGUGUACAAAACAUGCUCUUUCCAUGACAUAGACUGACCAGGUAAAUCCAGGUGAAAGCUGUUAAAUCCACUUCAAUCAGUGUAGAUGAAGGGGAGGAGACAGGUUAAAGAAAGAUUUUUAAGUUUUGAGAAAACUGAGACAAGGAUUGUGUAUGUGUGUCAUUAAAAGGGGAAUGGGCAAGACAAAAGAUUUUCGUGCCUUUGAAAGGGGUAUGGUAGUAGGUGCCACCUCAAUAUUAGGAAGGUGUUCCUAAUGUUUUGUCCACUCAGUGUAAAUACAGUGCAUUCGGAAAGUAUUCAGACCCCUUGAAUUUUGUUAUGUUACAGCCUUAUUCUAAAAUCAAUCUACACACAAUACCCCAUAAUGACAAAGCGAAAGCAGGUUUGUAGAAUUUUUUUGCAAAUGUAUUAAAAAUAAAAAAACAGAAAUACCUUAUUUACAUAAGUAUUCAGACCCUUUGCUAUGAGACUCGAAAUUGAGCUCAGGGGCAUCUGUUUCCAUUGAUCAUCCACUUGUGGUAAAUUCAAUUGAUUGGACAUUAUUUGGAAAGGCACACACCUGUCUAUAUAAAGUCCCACAGUUGACAGUGCAUGUCAGAGCAAAAACCAAGCCAUGAGGUCGAAGGAAUUGUCCAUAGAGCUCCGAGACAGGAUUGUGUCGAGGCACAGAUAUGGGGAAGGGUACCAAAACAUUUUUGCAGCAUUGAAGGUCCCCAAGAACACACUGGCCUCCAUCAUUCUUCAAUGGAAGAAGCUUGGAACCACCAAGACUCUUCCUAGAGCUGGCCGCCCAGCCAAACUGAGCAAUCGGUGGAGAUGGGCCUUGGUCAGGGAGGUGACCAAGAACCCGAUGUUCACUCUGACAGAGCUCCAGAGUUAUUCUGUGGAGAUGGAAGAACCUUCCAGAAGGACAACCAUCUCUGCAGAACUCCACCAAUCAGGCCUUUAUGGUAGAGUGGCCAGACGGAAGCCACUGAGUAAAGGGUCUGAAUACUUAUGUAAAUGUGAUAUUUCUGUUUAAAAAAAACUCUGAAAUUCUAAAAUGUUCUAUAAACCUGUUUUUACUUUGUCAUUAUGGGGUAUUGUGUGUAGAUUGAUGAGGGAAAAAAACUAGCUACAGCAUUCAAAGUAGUAGUAGUUUUAAGGGUGAUAUGAAAAAAGAACUGUUGUGCACAUUAAUGUUAUAAAUGUAUCAUUCAAUUUAUCGUUGUCGUGAUAAUUCAGUCAAUUUAUGGUGAUAUGGAUUUAGGUUUCUCUUUGUUUCCAGUUGAUGAGCAUUGUACUCCCUCUAUUUUUGCUCUCUGUCUCUUUCAUCUCAGUGACGUUUUGAUUCACAACACAUAUACACCUGUGUGUGUUAUCAGUCUGACCUUCCUCCACCAUGACAGCAUGUAUCCAUCCAUCCGCCGGAUCUGUAAUUGGUCUGGAGGUCAGAUCACUGGGAGACAAUAUGUGGUGUGUGUGUGGGAGGAAAUAGGAUCAGGGCCCUGGAUGGUGGAUCAGUACAGGGUCAAGUGUUUGACUGACAAGAAUGAUAAUGAAUCUUUUCAUAGUUUGUGAGACCGUCUGCACUAUUGUGCAGUUUAAGGUCUAUGGCUGGAUCAUCUCUCUCAAAGUAGUAGGAGACUGUUGGUUAGAUGGAUGAGCAGUCUGAACUUUAGGGUUUUAGUGUUAGUCUGAACCUGUGUGUAACUCUAUUUAGCAUGUUCUUUAUGAAUGCUUGCAUAGGGUCUGUAGUGUAAACCCAUCUGCAAAUGAAUCAGUUUUAGACAGCUCUUUUAAAAGUUGUGGCUGUAUAUAAGGUGUCUUAAAGACUUUAUGUACUCUAUAUGAUCACACUUUCAGACGUAAGGAUUAGGCCAUGACUACAUGGCAGAUUUAGUGUCGUAUAAAGAACGGAGAUGGAAUUAUAUAGGGAACACACAUACAGUGGUGGAAAAGGUACCCAAUUGUCAUACAUGAAAGUAAAGAUACCUUAAUAGAAAAUGACUCAAGUAAAAGUGAAAGUCACCCAGUAAAAUACUACUUGAGUAAAAGUCUAAAAAUAUUUGGUUUUAAAUAUACUUAAGUAUCAAAAGUAAAUGUAAUUGCUAAAAUAUACUUAAGUAUCAAAAGUAAAAGUAUAAAUCACUUCACAUUCCUUAUAUUAAGCAAACCAGACGGCACCAGGGGCAUGCUCCAACACUCAGACAUCAUUUACAAGCGAAGCAUUUGUGUUUAGUGAGUCUGUCAGAUCAGAGGCAGUAGGGAUGACCAGGGAUGUUGUCUUGAGAAGUGCGUGAAUUGGACCAUUUUCCUGUCCUGCUAAGCAUUCGAAAUGUAACGAGUACAUUUGGCUGUCAGGGAAAAUGUAUGGAGUAAAAGUCAAAGUUGUCAAAAAUAUAAAUAGUAAAGUACAGAUACCGAAUAAAACUACUUAAGUAGUACUUUAAAGUAUUUUUACUUAAGUACUUUACACCACUGCACACAUUAUUAUAGACAUACUACAUACAUGCUGUACAGAAAUGCCUUUAAAGGAAGUUCUCAGUCCUAUAGGCUCUUCUCAGUCCAACAUACAAUAAACGUCCUUCUGUAAAACGCUUGAUGAAACAAAAACUAGAUUUCUUACCAUUGUUAUGUAAACCACUGUAGGUGAAAAUAAUUGUAGUGAUGGUUUGGUACGUAUGGGAAUCAUAAUGAUAUGCAAUAGGCAUUGGGAUAAUAUCUGUAAUUUGUAUGGCAGUAAUAAUUGUACGCAAAAGGCCAACAUCUCUCAUUCAUUUAUGUGUAUGUCUUGGCUUGUUUCAGGGGCUUCAGCACAACUGAUGAUGAUGAGGAGGUGGCUCGCGAGCGGAGGAGAAAGGCUCGUGAGGAACGAUUGAAAAAGGCAGAGAUGGAGGAGUCUAGCAGCAGCACCAUGACAACAGAGGUCAACAACACUCACAGGUACAGAACACAGGACACCCAGACCAUGAACAAAAUCCUCUAAAAAAAAAAUGUAUUCUACGAAUGUAGGUAGAACCACCCCAUUCACUCUAUUUCAAAAGGUUUUCUCCCUAAUGAAGAAGACCUUGAUCUAUAGAAAGAUCCCAUCUGGUAACAAUCAUAUAAGUUCCAGUGUUAAACCAUAGAUCAGGGUUCUUCAAUUCCGGUCCUGGAGGGCCGAAACACCUCUGUUUUUCAUCCUCUCCUUCUAAUCAGGGGCUAAUUCAGACCUGGGACACCAGGUGAGUGCAAUUAACUACCAGGUAGAAAUAAAAAACAGAAGUGUUUCGGCCCUCCAGGACCGGAAUUGAAGAACCCUGCCAUAGAUUGUCCAUAACUAAUUCAUUCUGUUUUCCCUUCACUCCACAGUGUGACAGAGACAGAGUCCUCCUCCACCGGUGCAGAGGUGAGCUCCUCAUCAGGUGGUGGGGAUGACGUGGCACUCCUGGACCGCCUGGCCAAGCGGGAGGAACGCAGACAGAAGAGGUUGAAAGAGGCACUGGAUAGACAGAAGGAGUUCGACCCUACCAUCACCGACGGCAAUGAGAACAGCCAGGAGGAGACCUCCUCUAGCAGGCGCCACCAAGGCACAGAGGAGGAGAAGGAGGAGAAACCAGUCCAGGAGGAAGUAACCACUAACUCCUGGAGUAGAGAGGAGGAGAAGGAGGUGAAAGAAGAGGAGGCGACGCCAAAGGAGGAAGAGCCUGAACCCGUCACAGAGCCUGAGAAAGCUGAGGAGGUGGAGGAAGAGAAGAAAGAGGUAGAGUAUGACUUCCUAGUUCCUUCCUACUUCCUACAUUAAAGGGCAUAACUGUUGGAUGGGAGGUAUUGUAUUUACAGGAAGUUAUAUUGACACAAAAUGUACUUUAUCUCAUAGGAAGAGGUUGAAGAAACGCAAAUAGUACCAGACACAUUUAUUGAAUUUGUUGUACCCGCUGCACCACUACAAGAGUGCGGGUUUGAAAUAUCCAUAAUGCCCAAGAUGGUAGUAGAGGAGAAAGCUGUUGAAGAGAUAUCUAAGAAAGAAGAGGAAGAAAAACAGAAAAAGGAGAUGGAAGAAAAAGAGGCUGCAGCAAAACUCAAGAAAGAGGCUGAGGAAAAGGCUGAAAAAGAAAGGAAAGAAGCUGAAGAGAAAGCUGCACAACUCAAGAAAGAAGAAGAAGAAAAAGCUGCACAACUCAAGAAAGAAGAAGAAGAAAAAGCUGCAAAAUUGAAGAAAGAAGAAGAAAAGGCUGCAACACUCAAGAAAGAAGCUGAAGAAAAAGAAAAGGCUGUAGAACUGAAGAAAGAGGCUGAAGAAAAAGCUGCAAAACUCAAGAAAGAGGCUGAAGAAAAAGAAAAAGCUGCAAAACUCAAGAACGAAGAAGAAAAAGCUGCAAAACUCAAGAAAGAAGAAGAAGAAAAAGCUGCAAAACUCAAGAAAGAAGAAGAAGAAAAAGCUGCAAAACUCAAGAAAGAAGCUGAAGAAAAAGCUAAAAAAUCUAAGCAAGCAGAGGAAAAAAAGAAAGCGGAGGUAUCAGUGUGACUUUUAGGAUGAUUGCCUCCAUUCAAAUCCUGGAUAACUCAAAUGUUCCUCAUUAGUUUCUUACAGGACAUGUAUCUACUGUAUCAUAAUACAGUAUGCUCAAUAAUACAUUUCUAAUCAAGAUAUUUUUAAUUACACAUGUAGAGGAUAUAUUUGGGUUAUCCAAGUUUUGCUGCGUUUUACGUCUUCACUGUUUGGGCAGAUGAUUGCAUCUUCCAUAUCCACAUUCUCCCAUGCUUUAAGGUGUGGUCACAGAUCACAGAGUGGUCACGAUGUGUUGCUUUGCAUCAUUGAUCACUUGGGCAGUUGUGUCCUAGUCUGGUCCCAGAUCUGUGUGUUCUGUCCUGCCAAUUCCUAUGGUCAUUGUCAUGCCAAACUGAGCCAUAGAAGUUGGCACAAACAGAUCAGGAACCAGGCUAGUUAUGUCACAGUGUUGUCACAGUGUGUGUGUGUGUGUGUGUGUGUGUGUGUGUGUGUGUGUGUGUGUGUGGUCAGCAUCAACGUACCUCUGCAUUGCUCUCACCUUGCAGGCUGGAGUGGAACAGCAUUGUAUGGCAAUGGCAUCCAAUUUGCCUGGCUUCUACAGUUUGCAUAUGUAGAUAUAUUCCACAGUUAUCUGACUUCUCUUGUUAUAUUUCCCUUUGUUCCUGCCCACCAAGGAGGAAAAGUCAAAAAAGCGGGUAAGAUCAAGAUUAAAUGUAGAGUCAUUUUGACCAUCACAUAUAUAUCACACUUUCUAUCAAAAUCAUAGAUUGUAAAAAUAUCCAUAUAAUGUUGGACACAAUUUUGUUUAUAUUUUAUAACUUUGUUUUUGUUUCAUCAUUGUUGGACGUUGAUGCAGGAGGCUGAGAAGGUGGAGAAACCGAAGUUAAGAUCAGUGAAGAAAGACGAGGUGAGUCAUGUUCUAUCCAUCCGACAAACAGUUUCCUUGUUAUACCUGUUUGUUGCAUUCAUCAAUUGUUCUAUCUAUCUCUGCUUUUUAUUGGUGUAUAACUCAUCCAUUUGUUGCUCAUCCACUGGUCCAUCACUCACCAAUUGGUUUCCAUUGGUGAAUCCAUAGAGAUAGAUUAAGAAUGUUGGAUGGGGUAAUCUCAUUCCAAUUCUAUGGGUCUAUCACUCAUCCAUUGGUCUAUCUAUCUGUGCUCUCUAUUGAACCGAAGGAGUCCACCCCCUCCAAGCAGCAGAACGGAGGUGUGGCGCGCUCCACCGAGGCCGAGGACCAGGAGCGUCUGGAGGCUGAGCGUAAGCUGGAGGAGCUGAAGCGGCGUCGUGACGAGGCGGACAGCGAGGAGUUGGAGAAGAUGAAGCAGAAACAGCAGGAGUCUGAGGCCGAGCUGGAGGAGCUGAAGAAGAAGAGGGAGGGGAGGAAGAAGAUCAUUGAGGAGGAGGAGAAGCAGAGGAAGACAGAGCUGGCAGAGAAGAAGGCCAAGGAGCAGGUGGGUGGGGACUGGGGACGUACAGACAGACAAACAGACGGGUGGGUGGGGACUAAGGAUGGACACAGACAGGUGGGAACUGGGGACGGACAAACAGACAGACGUGGAAUGGCGCUGCAGUGGAUAGCCGCCGUUUUACGGGCUCCUGACCAAUUCUGCUAUUUUGUGUGUUUUUUUUUAAUGCUGAUCUUAACUUCUUUUGUACAUAAUGUCUCCGAAAACAGCUUCUGGAGAUCAAAACAGCUAUCACUAACCUCGAUUUGGAUGACAAUUUCUACUUCAACUAGUCUGCAGCUCUGGACGUUCUGUUUACUGGAUCAGGCCCUAUUCCCCGGGACUCGAAAGAGGAAGCGACGGAGCAAAAGAGGCAGAUGAGCCGGCAUCCUGACGAGACUACGUUGCCGACCAAAUAAACUGCCUCUACCCUCCAUUCUGUUUGGGAACGUACAGUCACUAGAGAACAAACUGGACAAGCUCCAUUUGAGACUAUCCUAUCAACGGGACCUGGAGAACUGUAAUAUUCUAUGAUUCUCGGAGACGUGGCUGAACAAGGACAUGGAUAAUAUACAUCUCGCUGGCUUUUCCAUGCAUCGUCAAGACCGGUCAGCAGCCUCGAGUAAGAUGGGGGGAGGUCUCUUUGUUAACAACAGCUGGUGUGCAAUCAGACCAUACUGUUUACUAAGAGAGUUUUCAUCUAUAUUUUUCGUAGCUGUCUAUUUACCACCACAAACCGAUGCUAGCACUAAGACCGCACUCAACGAGCUGUAUAGGGCCGUAAGCAAACAAGAAAAUGCUCACCCAGAGGCAGCGCUUCUUGUGGCCGGUGAUUUUAAUGCAGGGAAACUGAAAUCCCUUUUACCUCAUUUUUACCAGCAUGUCACCUGUGCAAGUAGAGUCGAAAAAAUUAUAGAUCACCUUUACUCCACACACAGAAAAGUAUUAGAGGUUCUCUCUCGCCCUCCCCUUUGCAAAUCUGGCUAUAACUCUCUCCUCCUGAUUCCUGCUUACAAGCAAAAACUCAAACAGGAAGUACUAGUGACGUGCUCAAUACGGAAGUGGUCCGAUGAAGCGAAUGCUAAGCUACAGGACUGUUUCGCUAGCACAGACUGGAAUAUGAUCUUGGAUUCAUCCGAUAACAUUAAGGAGUUUACCACAUCAGUCACCGUACGUACACAUCCCAACCAAAAGCCAUGGAUUACAGGCAACAUCUGCACUGAGCUAAAGGCUAGAGCUGCCACUUUCAAGGAGCGGGACACUAACCCGGACGCUUAUAAGAAAUCCUGCUACGACUACGAGGUGGUGAGGGUAGGUAACAACACAUCCGCCACGCUGACCCUCAACAUGGGGGCCCCUCAGGGGUGCGUGCUUAGUCCCCUCCUGUACUCCCUGUUCAUCCACGACUGCGUGGUCGUGCACGACUCCAACACCAUCAUUAAGUUAGCUGAGAACACAACGGUGGUAGGCCUGAUCACCUACGACCAUGAGACAGCCUAUAGGGAGGAGGUCAGUGACCUGGCAGUGUGGUGCCAGGACAACAACCUCUCCCUCAACGUCAGCAAGACAAAGGAGCUGAUUGUGGACUACAGGAAAAGGAGGGCUGAGCAAGCCCCCAUCCACAUCGACGGGGCUGUAGUGGAGGGCGUCGAGAGCUUCAAGUUCCUCAGUGUUCCACAUAACUAAGGAAUUAACAUUGUCAACACACACCAACACAUUCAAGAAGAAGGCACGACAACGACUCUUCCCACUCAGGAGGUUGAAAAGAUUUGGGAUGGGCCCUCAGAUCCUCAAAAAGGCAACUGCUUGGCAUAUGACCGCAAGUCGCUACAGAGGGUAGUGCGAACGGCAGAGUACAUCACUGGGGCAAGCGGUACCGAUGCACCAACAGGAACCAACAGGACCCUGAACAGCUUCUACCACCAAGCCAUAAGACUGCUAAAUAGUUAACCAAAUAGCUACCCGGACUAUCUGCAUUGACCCUUAUUGCACUUACUCUUUUGACUCAUCACAUACGCUGCUGCUAUUGUUUAUUAUCUAUCCUGUUGCCUAGUCACUUUAUCCCUACCUAUAUGUACAUAUCUACCUCAAUUACCUCGUACCCCUGCACAUCGACUCAGUACUGGUACCCUGUGUAUAAGUUAUAGUAAAUCAUUGUGUAUUUAUUCCUUGUGUUAUAAUUUUUUUAUAUUAUUUUUCUAUUUUUCUCUUUGCAUUGUUGGGAAGGUUCCAUAAGUAAGCAUUUCACUGUUAGUCUACACCUGUUGUUUACGAAGCAUGUGGCAAAAAAACAUUUGACAGACAGGUGGAGACUGGGGACAGACGGACAGACAGACAGGUGGGGGCUGGGGACGGACAGAGAGGGAUCCAGUUGAAACAGAAGCUAAAUGCUCUAUGAGCAGCUGAAUGAUCAAACAAAUGUGUUUUCACCCCAUUUCAGACCGUUCUCUUCCAUUUCGUGCCUAGUGAACAACCCUAACCCUAGCUUCAUGUCCACAUCCCGGUUGAACCCUAACCCUAAAGAUAACAAUGGUUAAAUGGGCCUUUGCUCUGGUUCUAACAGGAGGAGAGGAAGAGGUUGAAGGAAGAGAUAGAGCAAAGAAGAAAAGAGGCUGCAGAGAAGAAGAAACAGAUGAUAGAGGAAUCGGGCGACGGAGACAAGAAACCCUUCACACUGGGUGUCACGCCCAAGGGCAAGGUGAGGCCCUAUAGGCUACAACUACAGCUCACCCGGUGAUGAUAUCAUUACAGUAACUGAGAGAGAAAAACGAUCGUCUGUAGACAUUGUGUUCAUAUUGAUGUGCAAUGUGUUCCCACAAAGCAAUACAAUGCCUUGAGUAAAGAUCCAUUGAAUUAUUCUCAUACUAACAUGACAACUGUUAUGUGUUUCCAAGUUUGAUACAUACUGCUGUCUCUUUCAUUGUUAAGUCGGUUUCUAUUUCCGCUGAUUGAUAGACAGCUUUUCAUAAAAACAUAAAAUCUCUAUGACAAGUACAAAAUUAGUGAUGUUGCUGCUGGUAUCACAAAUGUGCUCAAAUAUGGGUGUUUAGAGGAGGUCUAGGACUGGGAGGAAUUUAUUGUGACAAGUAUUUUAGGAGCUUCCACAGCCAGCAGUAUGAGGAGUGUAUGCGUGUGUGUGUGAAUGCUUUUGUGUGUUUGUGUACAUGUGUGCCUGCCUGAGUGUAUGGCGUGCGUACGCGUGUGGGUGCAUGCAUGCGUGCGUGCGUUUGUGUGCACACUCGUUUUGGACUUGCCAUUUAUCAUAAACAGCAGUUCUGGGUUCCCAGCCCGUGGCUCAGGGGCUGACAGGACCCUGCUUAUACUGGCUCUGUGACAGACUGACUCCUCAACACAACACUGAGUCACCACCACUGGGUUCACUUUGUUCAGAUCACACAGAACUAACUGCCCAAGAAUGGUAAGAAUGUUAGUCAAAAGGGAGAAAGAUAAAUGGAGAGAGAGGGACAGAGGAGGAGAGAGAGAGAGAGAGAGAGAGAGAGAGAGAGAGAGAGAGAGAGAGAGAGAGAGAGAGAGAGAGAGAGAGAGAGAGAGAGAGAGAGAGAGAGAGAGAGCAGCAGACAUUUGCAUCAGCUGUGUGUUGCAUGUCAAUAAUGUGUUUACAAGUGUAAUCACGUUAGUCUAUUCUCUGUGUUUUUAGAUUGGGGAGAGGGCAGAAUUCUUGAACCAGAGAUCCCAGAAAGGGUGAGCAUUCCUUGCCUUUUACUUCUACCAUGGUAUUCAUGUAAACCUUCAGUCUAGAAUGUACUGCAUUGUACUCAUGGUAUGUGUGUUCUUGCUCCUACAGCUGUAAGACAUCACAUGCUCCUAUUGUCUCCAAGAUAGGCAACAGACUGGAACAAUACACUGCUGCAGUUCAGGUGAGGCACAGACACAUCCUAAACGCUACACACAUACUGUAUACAUAGUGUUCCAGGGCAUCUUAAGGCCUACUCAUCAUGUCAUAAGAUGACAGAAUGAGUAUGUGGACACAGCACUAAAAAUCCAAUGAAAGCUAGGAGGCAGAAAUUAGGUGAUUGUAAUCAUCAUUGUCAUCAUUGUAAAUGAGAAUUGGUUCUCAACUGACUUUUCUGGUUAAAUAAGGGUUAAAUAACUAAAUCAACAGAAUACAAACACAAUCACUUGCCUACCAGUUUCUCUUUUUUAUUUAUUUAAAAGUGGCAUUAUCUUGAUGUCUGACUGUAUGUCGCUCUGCUAAAUUACCAAAAUGUAAACAUUUAUGAAAUGUCUCCUUUCCCUGUUCACAGACCAACCGGGAUGUGAGGUCUCCCAAGUCUCCAGUCUCAGACCUGCCAGAGACACCAAGUAUCCGCAACAUCAAGAGCAUGUGGGAGAAAGGGAACGUUAAGGGGGCCACUGAGAGCCCCAAGCCUACGAAUAAGGUAAGGGAGAAGAGAGAGGGAUGGGGAGAAACGGAUGAAGGAGAGAGAGCGUGUGGGAGAGAGAGAGGGGAGGGAGGGGGAAGGAAAAUAAGUGCGGCAGGUAGCCUAGCGAUGAAGAGAGUUGGGCCAGCACCUGAAAGGUCGCUGGUUUGAGUCGCCGACUAGGUGAAAAAUAUGUUGAUGUAGCCUUGAGCACUUAACCCUAAUCGCUCCUGUAAGGCGCUCUGGAUGAGAGCGUCUGCUAAAUGACUAAAAUGUACAAAUGUAAGAGGAGAUUGGGAGACAGGAGGAGAGAGCGAGAGAGCGAUCGCUGACUGUAUGUCAUGCAUGACAGCCUACUUCUCCAUCUUCUUCCCAGGAUGCUGCUGAUAUUAAAGUGGGUGUGGCUGGACUGACUAAAGGCUGGGGCAAGAGCCCAGCAGACACUGGCAAGGCAGCUGCAGCCGCAGCUGAGAAGGCUGAAGUAAGGACAAACACACGAUUGAGCUCUUUAACUUGAAAAUAUGGCUAGCUGUACUCUAGUGACCCCAAAUGGUAGACAUGGUGAGUGCACGUCUAUACGACCAUCCAUUUGUCUUUCAACCUGCGGCCUACACUAGUGUAAACACACUGAAAUAGGAUUUGUAUACACAUCACGUCAGACGUGGAGACACACUUUUUACAAACAGUCUGGGAGCACUGCGAACGUGUUGCCUGCUGGUCAGCUUCAGAUUCAGAUUGAGUGUUUAAUAGUCACAUGUACAGGGUUGCAGGUGCGAUUGCAGGGUACAGUGAAAAAUCUUAGGCUCCGAGCUCCAACAUGCAGGACUAAGUGAAAUAUAAUAAUGAAAAAAAUAAUAAAAAUAGGAAUAAUAAUAUACAUAUUAACAACUGCAAAUGUGAAGAAUGUCAUUGGGGUGGGAGCAGAGUAAAAGUCAGUUGAGGGGGUGGGGGGAAAAUGUCCAUAGAGGGAACAGCAGGUAAGGUAAGUUCAUAGGGGGAGUAGCAGGGGGAGGGGUGAGCAGGUAGCUGACUAGUGGUGGCUAUUCAGCAGCCUGAUGAUCUGGGGGUAGAAGCUAUUGGCCAGUCUUCCAGUUUUCGCCAUAAUGCUCCUGUGCCACCCACGUCUGAGUGAUGGAAGCGGGGAGAACAGGCCAUGGCUCGGGUGGCUGAGGUCCCUGAUGAUCUUCUUGGCCUUCCUGCGACACCUGGUGUUGUAGGUGUCCUGGAGGACAGGCAGUGUGCACCCAAUGGUGCGUUUGGCAGCGCGUACCACCCUCUGAAGCGCCUUGCGGUCUGCGGAAUUGGAGUUGCCAUACCAGGCUGUGAUGCAGCCCGACAGUAUGCUCUUGAUGGUUCACCUUUAGAACACUGAGAGCCCUCGGGGACAGGCCAAUUUCUUCAGCAUCCUGUGGUCCUCUGUAGCUCAAUUGGUAGAGCAUGGCGCUUGUAACGCCAGGGUAGUGGGUUCGAUCCCCGGGACCACCCAUACGUAAAAAUGUAUGCACACAUGACUGUAAGUCGCUUUGGAUAAAAGCGUCUGCUAAAUGGCAUAUUAUAUUAUUAUUAUAGGUUGAAGAGUCACUCUCAGGCCUUCUUCACCACGGUGUCCGUGUGGUUUUACCAUUUCAGCUUCUCUGAGAUGUGUACGCCAAGGAAUUUGAAGUUAUUUACCGUCUCCACGGCGGCCCCGUUGAUGAGGAUGGGGGUAGUAAAAAAAAUAUGUAGUCAUUCAGUUCAGUUACCUUCCCUUUCUUGGACACUGGGAUGAUAGUGGGUAUCUUGAAGCAGGUGGGUAUAGCGGCCUGAGCUACAGAGAGAUUGAAAAUGUCAGAGAACACAACAGCCAGCUGGUCUGCACAUGCUCUGAGGGCAUGACUAGGGAUGCCGUCUGCCUUGCGAGGGUUAACACGUUUAAAUGACUUACAUACGUCCUCAUUGGAUACCAUGAGUAUGUAGCCCACGUUGUCAUCAGGGGCUCUCCUCGGCAGCUCAGUGUCAUUGUGCUCGAAUCAUGAGAAAAAUGUGUUUAGCUCGUCCGGUAGGGUGGCGUUGGUGACCGCGAUGUGGCUGGCUUUCUUUUUGUAAUCCGUGAUCGUUAGUACCCCCUGACACUGUCUGACCUGCUGAAUUCCUCCUCCAAUUUGUCCCUAUACUUGUGUUCUGCCAUCUUGAUCAAUCUGCGUAGGUCGUAUUUGUACUGUUUAACCAAAUUAUUGUCUCCAGUCACCUUGCCCUGUUUUAAGGCCAGAAAAAGACCAAACAAACAACAGAAGUAUGAUAGUUGUGUGCCAGGUGGCAGGACGCCAACAUACACUAAUUGACCAAAAGUAUGUGGACACCUGCUUGUCGAACAUUUCAUUCCAAAAUCAUGGGCAUUAAUAUGGAGUUGGUCUCCCCUUUUUGCUGCUAUAACAGCCUCCACUCUUCUAGGAAGGCUUUCCACUAGAUGUUGGAACAUUGCUGUGGGGAUUUGCUUCCAUUCAGCCACAAGAGCAUUAGUGAAGCCUGGCUCACAGUCGGCGUUCCAAUUCAUCCCAAAGGUAUUUGAUGGGGUUGAAGGCAGGGCUCUGUGCAGGACAGUCAAGUUCUUCCACACGGAUUUCGACAAACCAUUUCCGUAUGGACCUAGCUUUGUGCACGGGGGCAUUGUCAUGCUGAAACAGGAAAGGGCCUUCCCCAAACUGUUGCCACAAAGUUGGAAGCACAGAAUCGUCUAGAAUGUCAUAGUAUGCUGUAGCGUUAAGAUUUCCCUUCACUGGAACUAAGGGGCCUAGCCCGAACCAUUGAAAACAGCCCCAGACCACUAUUCCUCCUCCAACAAACUUUACAGUUGCCACUAUGCAUUGGGGAAGGUAGCGUUCUCCUGGCAUCCGCCAAACCCAGAAUUGUCCGUUGGACUGCCAGAUGAUGAAGUCAUCCAGAGGGGGAAGGAAUGCACUCCAGAGAAUGCUUUUCCACUGCUCUACAGUCCAAAGGUGGCGAGCUUUACACCACUCCAGCCGACGCUUGGCAUUGCACAUGGUGAUCUUAGGCUUGAGUGCGGCUGCCCGGCCAUGGAAACCCAUUUCAUGAAGCUCCCGACGAACAGUUAUUGUGCUGAAGUUGCUUCCAGAGUCAGUUUGGAACUCGGUAGUGAGGAUUUUUACGAGCUACGUGCUUCAGCACUCGGCGAUCCCGUUCUGUGAGCUUUUGUGGCUUAACACUUCGCGGCUGAGCCGUUGUUGCUCCUAGACAUUUCCACUUCACAAUAAGAACACUUACAGUUGACCGGGGCAGCUCUAGCAGGGCAGAAAUUUGACAAACUUACUUGUUGGAAGGGUGGCAUCCUAUGUCGGUGCCACGUUGAAAGUCACUGAGCUCUGCAAUAAGGCCAUUCUACAGCCAAUGUUUGUCUAUGGAGAUUGCAUGGCGGUGUGCUUGAUUUUAUACACCUGUCAGCAACGGGUGUGGCUGAAAUAGCCAAAUCCACUAAUUUGAAGAGGUGUCCACAUACUUUUGUAUAUGUAGUAUACCUCCCUAGUUCUGCCCUCUCCACACCAGCCACUCUCAAAGGCAAUAUUUCACCUUGCUUGGGCUGGAUAGUUAUUUUAAUUAACCCUAUCUUAUAGCUGAUAGAGUACGAUAAGAGUACAUUCAAGUAUGUGUACAGUACACCAUGGCAUAUGUGGUUUAUGGAAGUGUGUAAACAGUGUCUUGAGGGGACGUUUUAGAACUUUGUCACAUUGUGACUGUCUGUAUUUGAACAAUCAAAAAGGUCAAGUCUCAAAUGUUUUCAGUUGACGACCAGUUUCAUAACAAACUUUUGCUUUCUCAAAACAGUUGAUUUGUUUUCAUUUAUAAUUUAGAUCAAAACUAGAGAUUUAAACUAGAUCAUUUAUGUGUAUAACCAAUGUGUAGGAUACAGGUAUCCUGAAUUGGAUGUAUAUCUAAAAUAAAUGCCAUAUCCAGUGUGAUGGGUGAGUCCAUUUGAGACAGUCAGUGUGUCCUAUUCUUUAUAGCGUGCUAGCAGGCUAAUCUUACCGGUUCUAUUAGAGACAGACAGAACAGUAUGUGAGACGUACUGUUGAUUGGCAAGCCACUUUGUUCGAACCUGAAAUUUAUGAGGGGAUAUCUUUAGAACCAUUCCUUCUGGCCACAAGUACUUGUAAGAGCCAAGUCACUUUUACAGGAACGCUACAAGGUUUCCCUCUCAUGGAGAGAAGUUGUAUAGCACUCUUCUGUAUGUUAUAUGAAAUGUUUAGGUUAGAUUUGAAUUUAGCUUUUGAGGUAGGUUAUUUCUUUUGAGAAAAUGUCUAUCAAUUACUGUUGUUUAACAACUAAUUUUAUUUUCCUCUCUUCUACUUUACUAGCUCUGCAGUUUUCUUCCUCUUGGUCUUCCUCUGGAACUUUCCUUCCUUCUGUACUUUUCUGUUCUGUCUUCUGCUUGAUUUUAUCUGUGGGAAAGGUACUGUACGAUCCAAACAGUUUGUCAUGUUAGCAAUAUGCCAUCUGAUAUCUUUAAAAAGUACUCUCUUGAAUGUGCCAUUGAUGGAAACAUCUACAUUUUAGUUAAUCAAUAAAUGAUUAGUAAUUUAGUCAUGAUCAUUCACCAACAAUUGAUGCACUUCUUAGCAUCCACCGUAGUUCCAUCCAUGCUUUUGUUCAGAUUAAAGGCACUAUAGCCUCACUAUGGCUUCUUCCCCACAUCACGCUCUACUCUGUGUUCUCUUGCAGGACCUGAAACCUGUUGAUGUGGGCAACAAGCGCAGCCUAUGGGAAACAAAGGGCUCCUCCCCUGCCAAGGUGAGCUAGUAGAUCAGAUGAUGGCCCUGUCCCGAAACAACCCCUAGCCCCUACCCCCAGGCACAUGGAGAACUGAGAGGAUUUGGUGGGUGUAAACAGUAUGGUGAGCGCUCCACCUUGCCCUCUUAUUGUCUAGCUGGAUUUUUGACAUAUUGUGAACACCUGUCCAUUCUCUCAGAUCUCCACAAGUGUUGGGUUUAGGGUCUAGGAGUAAAUGUGGGGUUGGGCAACAGUACUGGAGUAUCUACAGUGUGUCAAAUAUGAAAUGCUUGGCUUUGGAACAGUGUCAGCACAUUUAAGGAACUUGACCAAAAAACUUUAACAGAACGUUUCCUAAAAGUUCAAACAUGGUUUCAUUUAAUUUCAAUUUUGGUAAUGUUCUAGGAAUGUUCCCCAACUGGUUUGAUAUUGAGAAUGUUCUCAAAUAGUUCCAAGAAUGUUAAGAAACAAUGUUCUUCUGUGGGAAUUUCAGUACUUUAGCAUAACGUUUCCUACAGGUUUCCUCAUGGUUCUAUUUAAAGUCAUGUUCUCAGAUUGUACGAAGAACAUGAAGAAAACUUUCCAUAAAAACCACAAGAGAACUUUCUAAGAAUGUUAUUUAAAAACAUACAUUACCAGUCAAAAGUUUGGACACACCUACUCAUUCAAGGGUUUUUCUUUAUUUUUUUUACUAUUUUCUACAUUGUAGAAUAAUAGUGAAUACAUAAACUAUGAAAUAACACAUAUGGAAUCAUGUAGUAAGCAAAAAAGUGUAAAACAAAUCAAAAUAUAUUUUAGAUUUUAGAUUCUUCAAAGUAGCCACCCUUUGCCUUGAUGAUAGCUUUGCACACUCUUGCCAUUCUCUCAACCAGAUUCACCUGGUGAAUGCUUUUCCAACAGUCUUGAAGGAGUUCCCACAUAUGCUGAGCACUUGUUUGCUGCUUUCCCUUCACUCUGCGAUCCGACUCAUCCCAAACCAUCUCAAUUGGUUGAGGUCGGGGGAUUGUGGAGGCCAGGUCAUCUGAUGCAGCACUCCAUCACUCUCCUUUCCUUUUUGGUCAAAUAGCCCUUACACAGCCUGGAGGUUGUUGGGUCAUUGUCCUGUUGAAAAACAAAUGAUAGUCCCACCAAGCCCAAACCAGAUGGGAUGGCGUAUCGCUGCAGAAUGAUGUGGUAGCCAUGCUGAUUAAUUAAUUAAUUAAAUCACAGACAGUGUCACCAGCAAAGCACCCCCACACCAUAACACCUCCUCCUCCAUGCUUUACGUUGGGAACUACAGAUGCGGAGAUCAUCAGUUCACCCACACCACGUCUCACAAAGAAACGGCGGUUGGAACCAAAAAUCUCCAAUUUGGACUACAGACCAAAGGACACAUUUCCACCGGUCUAAUGUCCAUUGCUCAUGUUUCUUGGCCCAAGCAGGUCUCUUCUUCUUAUUGGUGUCCUUUAGUAGUGGUUUCUUUGCAGCAAUUCGACCACGAAGGCCUGAUUCACACAGUCCCCUCUGAACAGUUGAUGUUGAGAUGUGUCUGUGACUUGAACUCUGUGAAGCAUUUAUUUGGGCUGCAAUUUCUGAGGCUGGUAACUCUAAUGAACUUAUCCUCUGCAGCAGAGGUAACUCUGGGUCUUCCAUUCCUGUGGCGGUCCUCAUGAGAGCCAGUUUCAUCAUAGCGCUUGAUGGUUUUUGCGACUGCACUUGAAGAAACUUUCAAAGUUCUUGAAAUGUUCUGUAUUGACUGACCUUCAUGUCUUAAAAUAAUGAUGGACUGUCGUUUCUCUUUGCUUAUUUGAGCUGUUCUUGCCAUAAUAUGGACUUGGUCUUUUACCAAAUAGGGCUAUCAUUUGUAUACCCCCCCUACCUUGUCACAACACAACUGAUUGGCUCAAACGCAUUAAGACGGAAAGAAAUUCCACAAAUUAACUUUUAAGAAGGCACACCUGUUAAUUUAGAUGCAUUCCAGGUGACUACCUCAUGAAGCUGGUUGAGAGAAUGCCAAGAGUGUGCAAAGCUAUCAUCAUGGCAAAGGGUGGCUAUUUUGGUUACUACAUGAUUCCAUAUGUGUUAUUUCAUAGUUUUGAUGUCUUCACUAUUAUUCUACAUUGUAAAAAAUAGUAAAAAUAAAGAAAAACCCUUGAAUGAAAGGUGUGUCCAAACUUUUGACUGGUAGUGUACGUUCCGUUCUCAGCAUCAACAAAACUCUCUAUCCUCUAUCUUGUUUAGAGUGUUCAGGUGUGUUGGCCGUGGCCACUAAUUGGCCACACCUGAUCUUAAUGAGUGCUUGUUUCCUUUGACAUGGGAUCUGUUUGAAUAGACUGAAAUGAACCAUUUUGUAUGCGCAAAAAAACAUGGCAUGCUAGCUUCAUCCUGGUGUCGCAGUGGACUAAUUCCAUGAAUAGAGAACAGAAGAUUAUAGGUUUGAAUCCUACUGAUGCUGUGUCACAAUAAAAAAUAAUGAUUAAUGCCUAAGGAAAUUAAUUUCCAUAUGUCCUAUCAAAAUAAGCUAGCAGCGUUAUUAUAAGUCUUAUUGAAACAUUCUGUGAAAGUUUUAAGGAAGUUAUUAAAAAACCUCCAAAUAACCUAUAAUUUCCGUCCUCAGAGCGUUAGUAAAACAUUCUCAGAACCUAAAACUAAAUGUUCCCACAACAAGCAAAAUGUUCACUUCUGUUCUUAGAACGUUAAAAAAACUGUUCAGUUUUACCGGUCAGGAAGUGUAUGGCUUAAUUCCCACAACCUGUGAAACCAAAAACAUACGUUCCCACAACUUCCAAAGUACCAAAUGCGCUAGCUGGGAACCAAUCAGAACAGAAACAGGAACAGCUCUGAAUCUGAUUAGAUGUAUUCUCUUACCUCACUCAUGUGGUUUGGAUUCCCACUAUGUCUUAUCACAUCAAUCACCAUAUCCCAUUCUCACAUGCAGUAUUUCUGUAUGUACAGUAUGUGACAAUCCUUAGCUUCCAUAGUGGCAUUGACUAGAUGAAUAGCAUUCUGGGAACUGUUGGAGCUCUUCUGAUGUGGCUUUUCACCAUUGAUGUUUCAUCAUGUCAAAUUUUAAAUAGUGGCCUUUGCAAUCCUAUUCUGGGAAAUGCUCUAUAUGUUAUGUGAAGGGAGGUAUGGAUUGCAUUGCUCAGCAGUUUGGUGCCAAGGCUAAAUACAUCUGGGCCAGUGAGGACAUACAUGUAGUCAUAGACCAUAAGCACUGGGACAGAAUGUAUCCGCCCCCCACCUCAUUCCACUCCUCUAACACAGUUAUGUUCAAUUCAGGUUUGCUGAUACAUCGUUUUUACACUUCACUCUCACCUCCUGAGUACACUCCUUGUUUGAGUCAGUUUAGCAUAUUAAAAUGCAUGACCCUGAACUAUAUGACAUUUGAAUAAGUAAUAAUGAUUGCCCCUUGGUAAGACAUGAUACACCCUGAAAUACAGUCAUUUCACUGGUAAAGAUGAGAUGGUUUAGUAACUUCUUCCCCUUUUUGUUCCCUCAUUUGUUUUCUGUUAGCAGGUGACAGUUGGAGGCAAGAGCAAAUCUGUCACAAAUGGUAAGUGAGUUUUCUCACCAUGAUGUGAAUGUGUGCGUGUGUGCUUUUCUGAACCUGUUGUGAGUGACAUCGUCACAGAACAAAAGAAGGUGAGGCUAAGGAAAGGUUUUCCCUUCUGAAGGACACACCCACACAUACCUUGAAUUGAUGUCCAACCCUCUAUGGAGCCAAGUGUCCAUAACUCCUACAUCUGUCCUCCAGUCUGUGCCCGAGUUCGCUGGCCACCGUAAAUCAAAUCCUUUGGACGGACAUAUUGUGCAUGUUCCAUCACCUCAUUGCAUUAUUGUUCUAUAUUUAAAGGGCCUGUUCCCACUGACAUUGUUUCCCUGUGCAAGGAACCUGUCAUGCUCCUCAGAUGGCUGUCACUGUCUUGCGUCCCAAAUGGCAUCCUAUUCCUUAUAUAGUGCACUACUUUUAACCAGAGCCCUAUAGGCCCUGAUCAAAAGUAGUGUACUACAUAGGUAAUAGGGUACCAUUUGGGAUGCCUCCACUGUCCUGCGUAGUUCACCCCACGCCACCUGGACCUGACGAAUACUGUGCAGACUGUCGGCAUGAUGCCACGCAUGCCACAGUGCAGCUGCUUGUAUUGUCACAUUACUGUUGCAUUAUGCCCGUAGGGCUGUGGAGGAUUACCAGCCGUUUAAGCGGCAAAGUAGCCUCACUCACCAGGCUUUUACACUCAACAUUUAUGUUGUAAAGGCUUCUACUCUUACAGGGUCAAUUGUAGUUGCUUACUGUAUAAUCUCAGGGGGUGUUGAGUGAGACUAGCAACAGUAGAUACUGACAGGUCAAAGAGAUAUGAUUCCUAUGGGUAUCAAGUUGUUAUGUUGAUUAUGCAGUACGCGUUUCUGCCCAAGUAUCUUUCUCACUACAGUGCUACUUUUUAUAGUUCCCCUAUUACAGUAUAUACUGUAUCAUUAGUAGCACCCUCAGCCCGGUCUAACCCAAACUAGGGAUAUCCCUCUCAGGACCUCAAACACCCACUGUCUGAGUCAGACCCUGGGGGAAAGGAAAAGCUGUCACACUCUCUUGGGUGUCACCCUAUCUAGGUCCCCCACCCUUGCAACCUUCCCAGUUCUUCAGCUGAAAUAGCCCCCUGGGAAUGAAUUGAAGGGCAAAUGACAUUGUUAGAGCUAUCAAUCACUCAAACUAGUGUCACUGCAGGGACCUCAGAAUAUGUGUCAACAGAGGUAGCACUUACUGGGUCUGAUAUACACAGCUGCACACACACACACACACACACACACACAAACACACACACAAACACACACACAUACACUAACACACGUGUGCGCACAUAUGCACGCUUGUACGCAAACACACACACACUUCACUGUACUUGAACUUGAACACACGCACGCACACGUUUGUACGUGCAUGCGCACACACACACAAACAUUUUGAUGAACAGCUCUAACAUUAGAUUACUCGUUAAUCAAUCAGUGUCUCUAUUAACACCUAAUAAAGUUUGAUAAGCUAUGGCAUAUUCUGAAGGAGUGGAUACACAUUUCUCUCUGGGAGUUAGAAUUGAGUAAGUGAGACUCACUUAGAAGUAGAAUUAUACUUUACUACAUUAUUUUAAAGUGAUUCUAACAUUUUUAAGAGUUUGGCUGUACUCGUUGUUCUCUGUUUCCUUGCAUAGUUUUGCCACUUUUUGCGACUUUUUGUUUGUGACAUUUUGCGACUUGUGACUUUUCCUCAGGACUAAUUAUCUUUUCCCCCUUAUCUCUCUCAGCAGGUGUGGGACGCUAAUGAUCCAAAGUAAAAACCCUGAGGAAGAAGCCCAAACGGAUGAAAUAAAAUACUCUACUAUUCAUAACCAAAAAUAUCUCCAUAACAGCCUUGCAGGGGUUGGAACCGAAAUUAUUUUCCAAUAUUUUAGUUCUGAACAGAACCAUUAUUUUUUUUGUUCCGUUCCACUGUUCCGACCAGCAAAAUAAAGUUCUGAACCGGUUCCCCCAAAAGUAAUGGUUUAUCGUGUUCCUUUCUGUUCCUUUUUAAACCUCUGAAAUCAAUUUUUAUACAUUACUUCACCAAUCAGUGCAGAUAGAACAGCUUGCUAUAGAGCGGGCAAGCUAUAGUUGUUUACAUGCAUUGGACAGACAAGUGUAGGGCGAGAUGCGACUGAAAUGUUGCGGGUGGGGAGAGAGCGAGAGAGGGAGAGGAGGAGGCUUGGCUUGAAGGGCAUCUUGUUAUGACAUGCAUUAUCUGAAUUAGACCCACAGAAUUAUACCUACGGAGGAGGGGCUUCUAUGAAGGAACUUUGAAUGUCUUUGAACUUCAGAGAGUUGGCUUAACGUUGGACCAGAGCUAGUUAGCUAGCUAACAAGCUUGUGUGUGCACGGCACCAGUAUUAAAAUGAAAACACGUCUUAACUUUUUGUUUUUAAUAAAUCCAAUGUGAAUCGUGAUAACUAUAGUAUCCUUAACUAGCAAUGAAAAAGUUAAUCCAUUCUUCUCUAGUAAAAAAUCGCUCUCCCUAAUUUCUGAAUCACGCUUGUAACAUCAGUAGGCUACAGUAGCCUAUGCUUCAGAGGGGGAGGGGCAGGUAGCCUACACACACAAACACUGGCAAAGAUUUUCAGCUGGCAGGCAGACACUGGAAUAAGUUUCUGAGUGACAGAUUGUGGGCUUUGCAUAGGUGCUUUGUUGUGUUUUUUUGUGGGACUGGAAAAAAUUCCCCAGAACGUAAAAAUAACGUUAUUAACCAGUUCCCAUGCUUUUAAAAUAAUGGUUCUGUUCCAGAACAGUAUACUGUAGAUCACUUUAAUUCCCGGUUCUGAUUCUGUUCAUCGAAAAAUGUCAUUAUUUUCCGUUUUUUGGUUCUGUUCCCUGAACCGGUUCCAACCCCUCCAGCCUUUGCACAAUCCCUUGUACGUCCUCAUAGAAUUUAUGCUGUGAAAAUGAAAUUUAAUCAACCACGUUUUUGUAGGAAAUAAUUUAUAUUAGUGUAAUGAAAAAUAUUGUAUCCCCACCCUUUUGGGCUCAACUUAAUUUAUUUGAUAAACAAAAGAAAUUCAAAGAAUAGAUAAGAAACCUUAAAAAAUAUUUUCAAAGUUGUUUAAAAGUUAUCCAAAACAUAAUGCGUCUUCUGAAGAGAUACAGUAAGAAUUGAAUAAGGUAUCUGUCCAAAUAGCCAUACUGAACUGAAUUUUGUUGUAUUUUUAUUUCUUCUAAUUUUUCAAGAAAAGCUUCCAGUUGGAUAAGGUUGACAUUAGCUGGCAGUCUGAUCAUAUACACGUACUACCUAUAUGUCAGGAUAGAUAGAUAGAUAGAUGUUGUCACACUCAUCGCUUCAAUAUCUUUGCUCACAGUGUAAUGGUGAUGUGAUGGUGUCAUCGUAGUGCAUAUUCACAUUAUUCAGUCAUACAGUAUGUAUGGGGUAUUGUAGUUUUUUGUUAUGAAUUAGCAGUAUACACUAUCACAGCUUUUUUGAGAUGUGUUCACAUUUUGUAUUCCAUUUGUGGAAAUUUUCAAAAUGAGUAUUAUUGCAUCACAGCUGUUUUUUCCUCCCAAAUAUACUUUUCGUUGACUGAUGCUUUGGUGUUGUUUUUCUCCCGCUUAGCUGGAUCUGGGCUGAUGAGCCUCUACAUACUUGACAUAUUUAAUGUUUACGGAUGUCCAUAUUCGGACUGCCACAUAGUCAUAAGGAGGCUGUCCUAAUAUGGACACCGUAUACAUGUAUAUUGAAAGGCUCUGCUCUCCAGGUGACAUAAACCAUGAACUACAACUUACUUACCAAUAAGCACUGGUUGCUAAACUAACCCCCUCAAAAUCAUUGGAGAAAUAAUGCCCAGGACCGUAGCAAGAUUAUCAGAGGCUUAAUCACUCCUUGGUUGGGCUUAAAGGUCUCAAUGUAUAAUAAGGCUAUUGGAAUUAAGGACUAUCCAGGAAAGGUGUGACUAAAGUGAACAAUCAUCCAAAGAGACAGGAGUCAUAUCAUAUUGUUCCAUGAAGAUUUUCACAACUAAACCAAAGGGACUAGGCUUUAGACCAAAGUUUUAAACAAUGAGGAGGCAUAGAUGCAGUAUAGAGUUCAAUGGAAC
Coregonus sp. 'balchen' is the source of this 27620-nucleotide messenger RNA. The record is from the annotation of a GenBank genome assembly. Lineage: Eukaryota; Metazoa; Chordata; Actinopteri; Salmoniformes; Salmonidae.